Messenger RNA from Closterium sp. Yama58-4, 3765 nucleotides. The record is from the annotation of a GenBank genome assembly. Lineage: Eukaryota; Viridiplantae; Streptophyta; Zygnematophyceae; Desmidiales; Closteriaceae.
AUGUCACCGAAGCCUGGCCCGUUGUUUCACGUCCCAUGGCGGUGGAUGGGAGGCUUCAAGUAUAUGAUCCUUGCGCCGUUCCUCGCGCGAGCCGUGCACGCGCACCUGUACGGCGGCGAUGACGUGGACUCGUGGAGCUUCCACAUGGUGCUGCUGGCGCUGCUGCGAUUCGCGCACGGCAACCUCUGGAUGGCCGUGGCGCGCUGGCCGUACCUGAUCGACCGUUACAGAAUACAAAAGAAAGGGAUUAAUUUUGAACAAGUGGAUCGCGAGUCGCACUGGGACGACGCAAUCAUCCUCCAAGCCCUCGUGAUCACCGCCCUUCGCGAAUGGUUACCAGGCGCGCGAAACCUCCCGCUCUUCAGCUGGCCCGGAUUAGCACUAGUCCUGGCGCUGCACGUGGGACCCGUGGAGUGCCUCUACUACUGGUGCCACCGUUUUAUGCACACUCCGUUCUUCUACGCGAGCUACCACUGCCACCACCACGCGUCUGUCACGACGGAACCGACCUCGGCGCACGUACACACGUUCCUGGAGCAGAUCGGGCACGCGCUGCUGCUGUGCGUGCCCGUGGUGGGCACGUGGCUGCUGGGCGGCGCGUCCAUCGGCGCGCUGUACGCGUACUGGCUGGCGUGUGAUUGGCUGAACGCCAUGGGGCACUGCAACUUUGAGUUUGUGCCCGUGUGGCUGCUUCGCGCGCUGCCGCCACUCAAGUACCUCGUGCACACGCCCACGUAUCACUCUCUGCACCACUCGGAACCGAGCAGCAACUACUGCCUGUUCAUGCCAGUAUAUGACCUGGUAGCGGGCACCGUCAACCCGAACACGGACCACGUGCACAAGGAGGCGCGCAGAGGUCCAGUAGAGAACCCGGAUUUUGUGUUCCUGGGCCACGGCGUGAACCUGCAGUGCUUCUUUCAUCUGCCCUUCCUCAUGCCGUACGGCUCCACGCACCCAUUCAAACCGACCUGGACCACUUUCGCGCUGCUCUUACUGUGCCUGCCGGCCUACUUUGUGCUGUGGUUCAUCUGCCCGCGCUUUCCCGUGGAUAAGAAGCGCUUGAGAGGGCUCAAGCUGCACAUAUGGAUGGUGCCUCGCUUCGGAAUUAAUUAUUUCAUCCCCUUUGAGAAGCGAUCCAUUAACAAUUUUAUAGAGUCGGCCAUUCUAGCAGCGGACAAGCAAGGAGUGAAGGUCCUGGCCCUGGGCGCCCUCAACAAGAACGAGAGCCUCAACGGCGGCGGCAAGCUGUUUCUGGAUCGGCACCCGGACCUCAAGGUUCGGUUGGUGCAUGGGAACACGCUCACAGCGGCCAUCAUUCUGAGGGAGAUCCGAGAGGACGCGACUGAGGUGUUUCUGACCGGGUCGACAUCGAAACUCGGCCGGGCGAUUUCUCUUUACCUUGCGUUGCGGGGCGUGCGAGUGCUGAUGCUGACCCCCUCUAGAGAGCGCUUUGAAGCCAUUCGAUCAGAGCUACCAGAGGAGAGGCAGCACCUGCUGGUGCAGGUGACACAGUAUUCGCAGGCCAGCCAGUGCCCCGUGUGGAUCAUCGGCAAGGGCAUGAUGUGGUGGGAGCAACGGCACGCGCCGCCCGGCACGCACUUCCACCAGUUUGUCGUGCCGCCCAUCGCCGAGGUCCGGCCGGACUGCACGUACGGCAAGCUGGCCGCCAUGCGGUUACCGGAUGACAUUGAGAACCUCAAGUUUUGCGAGCUGGCCCUGCCUCGUGGGCACAUCUAUGCGUGCCAUGCAGGGGGCCUGGUGCAUCUGCUGGAGGGGUGGGACUACCAUGAGGUGGGCCACGCGUUAGCACUCAAUAGCUUGUACAAGCACACCAUGGAUCCCCCAGCUCGUUCUACAAGCAUUGCAGGAUCGCCCGCUUCGGCCGAUUCGCGGGAGUCGACUAGGGGCUACGUGCAGAUGGUGCAGCACCUGAUUGAACGAUGCCUGCUGCUCAAUUUGAGCCGUGAGGAGUGCGUCGUCGCUCUAGCGAAGCACGCGGGGGUCAAGCCUGCUAUCACUGCCACUGUGUGGAAAGCUUUGGAGAAGGAGAACCAGAGCUACUUCCUCGAGUAUUCCAAGCAGCGGAUUCGGCGACGGGCUGAGAGUCAACGGUUGCGUGCGCAGUACGCUAAGGACUGUGCCGAUAGAGUCUCUCAGUGCAUGGACGUCUGGCGGCUGCCCUCUUCGGAGCAGAAGCCUACAUCCGACGCGUUGUAUUGCCGUCUCAUGGCGGACCAUAUCCCGGUCUCUAACGUGGCUCCGCCUGAUCGGUUUUACCUCGCCUAUUUCAUCUUCCUGCUGCUGGGAGUCGGUUUCCUCCUCCCGUGGAAUGCCUUCAUCACAGCCGUUGAUUACUUCUACCUGCUCUAUCCGACGGCCCACGUCGCGACGCUGUUUUGCGUCGCUUACAUGUUCGCCAACCUCGGCACUCUGAUUCUCGUUCUCUUGUACGGCCAGCAUGUUCCCUCUCGCACGCGAAUCGUCCACGGCUUCAUCGCCUUCACUCUCCUCGUCCUCCUUGUUCCCGCACUCGACGCGCUCUCCGCUCCUGGCACCAACGCUCCCGGCGCCCUCCAAGACACGGAUGCUCCCGCUUUGGCCGGUAAAUCCGCCGCGGAUCUCGCCGUGAAACCCGCCGCGUCGUCGCCGCUGGCGCUGGCGCUGACAGUGGCGGCGGUGGCGGCGUCGGGGGCGAUCGAUGCGGUGGUGCAGGGGAGUCUGUUCGGUAUGGCGGGCGAGCUGCACGAGCGGUACACGCAAGCCCUGGCCGCUGGAACCAGCGUUUCAGGCCUCGUCGUAUCCGCAGUGCGCAUUUUGACCAAGGCGGUUCUCCCCAACACGCCCACGGGCCUGCGCCUCUCCGCGCACCUCUACUUCCUGCUCUCCUCGCUCAUCCUCCUCGUCUGCCUCCUCGCCUUCCGCCGCCUCCACUCGCUCCCCGUCAUCGUCUUCCUCCAAUCCCAGGUCGCCGCCCUUGCCGAGGCUGAGCGCCUGGCUCGGGACAAGGCUCGGAAGGAGGCUCGGCUAGCCGGGUCUGGCUCGGGAGCUGGAGGAGUACCGGCAAUCUGCCAUGGUGGGAGUGGGCGAGGGGGAAAGGAAGGGAGGGCGGAAGGACAUGCUGGGGAAGGGCGCGUGGGGGAGAGUGUGGAGGCGGACAGACAGUCGGAGGAAAGGGAAGGGGAAGGGGAAGGAGAGGUUGCUGCGGAGAGGGGUCCGGCGGGUGCGGGUGAGGACGAGGCUUUAGAGCCGCUGGUGAAGCGAGAGGCGACGAUAGAGGAGGAGCAGGUGAUCCGACAGCUGCUGCAGAUUGAAGACGAGGCGGAGUGCGCCAGCAGAAGCGAGAUAGCAGAGUUGGACGGGGAAGGGGAGGGUGCAAAGUCUGAUGCGCUCGGAUCGUGGUACCCCAUCCUCCUCAUAAGCAUCUACAAUGUCUUUGAUUUCUUCGGAAAAAUGGCGCCGGUAGUGUUCCUGGUGACGGAUCUGAAGGUAUUAGUGGUUCUAGUGCUGGCAAGAGGGGGGUUUUACAUUCUUUACCCCAUCUGCGUGUGGUGGGGCCCGCUAUGGGCUCGGCAUGAGGUCAUCAUUGCUGCAAUCACGGGGGCAUUUGGGUUUUCUAACGGGCUGUUGACGAGCCUGCUUAUGAUGGCUGCUCCAAACCAGGUGCCUCGGGACCGAGCCGAAUCGGCUGCUAUGGUGAUGGUGAUUUUUCUGGUGGUGGGGCUGUUUAUUGGUUCUCUGCUCAGCUGGGCAAGGCUUGGCUGGUAA